GGAAAAAUGAAAUCUUUAAAAUUGCACAUGUUCUUGAACCAUAAGUUUCCAUGUAAGUGUGGUAGCAAAAUAAAAUGUUACAGCAGGAAGAAUGUGAAUAAUGGUGGCCGCAGAACGCAACGCUCCAGCACCUACUCGAGGAUGCUUACAGUGGCCACCCAGACACAGGGGCACCAAUCUUUUUAAAUUUAGAAUGUGCUUCUGAGCUUAAAAAAACUAGAAUGCCUUGCUCUUGGUUCAAUAUGUAAUACAGUGUGAUUUAAAAGAGCAGAGUUAUGCAGGCUGGGCGUGGGGCAGGGUGCCUCCUACAUCAGCACAUCUUCUCAUGUCCCCAGGAAAGCCUGUGAAGUUGAGCUUAGCAGCCGAGGAGGUUGCCACGUUUUAUGGGAAAAUGUUGGAUCAUGAAUAUACAACAAAAGAAGUUUUCCAAAAUAAUUUCUUCAGUGACUGGCGGAAGGUACGUGCUGUGGGCAGCGCGACAGCUGUCCUGGACCCCACACCAGGGCCAGGUGCCGUCAGCUGCUGCCUCUCGUGGCCUGACUGAGCUCUUGCUGGCCACCCUCUUUUCUCAGAUGGCCUAGUGCUCUGUCGACAUUGCCCUGCCCGGCCUCUCCUCUCUCAGGAGCCGCUGGAGAGGCAGGCAGAGGGAGCGAGCCAGAUUUGUCUUGACCUUGCCCCAGGUACAGCUGCAAGGACAGGGAUGGCUCUCAGAAGGAGAGAUGGCAGGAGGCCAGGAGUGGCACCUUCUGGCCCUCAGGAAACAAACAUUUGGCAGGAAGUUCUUUGAAGAUAAGGUGCUAUGUUAAGGCUGUUUUCUUAUUUUAGAAAAUUGAGUUAGGCAUGAGUCUGCACUAAUCUUGGCAAACAGCUCAAUCGAGUUUCCCAUGUGCAUGCACCCUUGGGACUCCACACAGAGAAUGGCAGAAUGCUCCAAGGCCUUUCCCAGGACCUCUUUCAGCGUGACACCAGCGCAGUCCAUCCCAGGGUGCUGGCUGUUGCUGGCGUGCUCCACUGUGGGCACACACACCACGUGUCCAUUUCUCCAUCGUCGGGCAUCUGGGUCCUUUCUGGGUUUUGGUUGUCACAAGGGAAGCUGCCAAGGACAUUCUGGCCCAGGUCGUUGUGUGGACUCGAGCACUGACCUCUUCGCAGGGACCAAGGGUGGGAGGCUGGGUCACAGGCUGUCUGUGUCUGGCUGUACUGGAAAGCGCCAUGCAGUGUUCCCCCGCGCCUGUCCACGUGCAUUCUCAGCAUGUGUGCGGGGUUGCAGAGGGCCUGCGGUGUCACCAGGCUGGGGAGUGCGGUGGUCUCACUGUGGCUUGACCUUGCUUUUCCCUAAUGACCAGAGAUGGGGGCAUCUUCUUGUGUGCUUAUUUUCCCAUUUCCUUUUGUGAACUUAUGUUCAUUAAAAAAUUGAGUUGCUGGCAUAUUCCUUACUGGUCUGUAGGAGUCUUUCGUGAUGUCUUCUGGAUGCAGGUUCUCUGUCAGAUGCAUGGAGUGUGGAUCUUGUCCCGCAGUCUGUGGCCGUCUCACCUUCUCUCUUUGGAUGAAGAGAAAAGUUUCAUUGGAAAUGACAGCAGAAGAGAGGAAAAUCAUCAAGCACCUGGACAAGUGUGACUUCACAGAGAUCCACAGAUACUUUGUGGACAAGACUGCAGCCCGGAAAGCCCUGUCCAGGGAGGAGAAACAGAAGUUAAAAGAAGAGGCAGAAAAGCUUCAGCAAGAGUUUGGCUACUGUACUCUAGAUGGGCACCGAGAAAAAAUAGGCAAUUUCAAGACGGAGCCCCCUGGGUUGUUCCGGGGCCGCGGUGACCACCCCAAGAUGGGGAUGCUGAAGAGGAGAAUCCUGCCAGAGGACGUGACCAUCAACUGCAGCAGGGACUCAAAGAUACCCGAGCCCCCAGCAGGUCACCAGUGGAAGGAGGUGCGCUCUGAUAACACGGUCACGUGGCUGGCGUCGUGGACGGAGAACAUUCAGAACUCCAUCAAGUAUGUCAUGCUGAACCCAAGCUCGAAGCUGAAGGGGGAGAAAGAUUGGCAAAAGUAUGAAGUAGCUCGACGCUUGAAAGGGGUUGUGGAUGAGAUCCGUUCUCAGUAUCGGGCGGAUUGGAAGUCUCGAGAAAUGAAGAAGAGGCAGUGCGCGGUGGCCCUUUAUUUCAUCGAUAAGCUGGCGCUGAGAGCCGGGAAUGAGAAGGAAGAGGGUGAGACGGCGGACACGGUGGGUUGUUGCUCCCUCCGCGUGGAGCACAUCCAGCUGUACCCAGAGGCCGACGGCUGCCAGCACGUUGUGGAAUUGGACUUCCUGGGAAAGGACUCGAUCCGCUACUACAACAGAGUGCCCGUGGAGAGGCCUGUGUACAAGAAUUUGCAGCUGUUUAUGGAGAACAAGAGCCGUGGGGACGACCUCUUUGACAGACUGACCACUACUAGCCUCAACAAGCACCUUCAGGACUUGAUGGACGGCCUGACUGCCAAAGUGUUCCGCACCUACAACGCCAGCGUCACCUUGCAGGAGCAGCUGCGAGCCCUGACCAGAGCUGAAGACAGUGUAGCUGCGAAGAUUCUGUCUUACAACCGAGCAAACCGAGCUGUGGCCAUUCUCUGCAACCAUCAGCGGGCAACUCCCAAGACCUUCGAGAAGUCGAUGCAGAAUCUCCAGUUGAAGAUUGAGGCGAAGAAGAAGCAGGUGGCGGAGGCCAAGGCGGAGCUGAAGCAGGCUCGGGCCGGCCACAAAUCCAGAGGGGACGACAGGUCCAGAAGGUUUCCUCAGCCCCUGGCAGUUCUCGACUUGCCAGGCUUAAGCGUACAGGGCAGCUGCCGAGAGGAUCCCAGCUGGGACGGGCCCAAGCAGCCGUCUCUAGAACUCCGUUCCGGAUCCAGCCUUUUUUUCUCCCACUGGGAGGGGAGAGCAAUGCAAACUUUUAACACUUUUGGCCCAUCCAAAGCUCACUCUUGGGAAUUUGGGACCCUUUCUCCCACCUGGAGGAGAACAGAAACCCGAGGCCUGAGCUGGGCUGUCGUUUUUCCCUCUCUGUAGCCACUGUGGCCCAAAGCAGCCCGAGGAUGUGAGCCCACCCUCCUGGGGUUGGAGCUGUCGUUUCCAGAUUCCUCAGGGAGCUUUGACUCUCAGAGCAGACAGCAGCCCAGCUGCCGUUUCAUCACGGACGACUCCAUGGGCACCCAGGCCUCCUUCCUUGUCAGACGAGCCUCUUGCCAUGGCUCCGCCAGUCAGUGCCAGCGAGUCACACUUUGACACGAACUGAACCCCAGACCACUUCUGGGUUCAGGGAUUCCGCAGGACUCACCGGGCUCGGCAGUCACAGCCGUGGCUUAGUGGAGCGAAAGGGCACAGAGAGCGCCAGCAGACGGAGGCAGCGCACGAGCCUGUGGUGUCACACAGGGCGGGUGCCAUUUCUCUUACCAGCAAGCUGUGACGACACGUGUGAAAUGUCCACCAGAGAAGCUUAUUGGAGACUUGGUGCCCGGGCUGUCACGGGGGCUGGUCACCUAGGCUGCCUCUGCCCAGCACAUCCCUAACUUCCAGACCCCUGCGAGGAGAGCAGGAGCGCAGUGCAGAGCAUGUUUGUAUACACACGUCAGGCUCAGAGAGCCACCUCAGUGGGGGCCAUGGGACCCCCGAGAUCCAGCCUUGGAAGCAGGCCUGUCCGAGGAUGGGCAGGCCUGCUGUGUGAACUCUCCUCCACACUGUGCGCAAGGAGUACAGCUGAUGUUUUUUGAUCUUGUGUCCUGCAGCCUGCUGACCUCAUUUACUAGCGCUAGUAGUUUUUUAGCGGAGUCUGUAGGAUUUUUAAGAUCAUGUUAUCUGCAAAUAGAGAUAGUUUACUCCUUCCUUUCCAGUUGGAUGCUGUUUCUUUUCCUUGCCUGAUUGCUUUGGCUGGACUCUCCAGCACGGUGUCGAGUACUAGUGACAUGAGUGGACAGCCCCGUCUUGUUCCUGCUUCUAGGCCAGAGCUUCGCUCUCCGCACCAAGGACCGUGGCAGCCGCAGCCUUUCUUAGACGCCCUGCAUCUGUGGGGGCGUUUGCUCUCUCCCUAGGCCGUCAGGUGUGGGUUUUCGUGGAAGGGUGUUGGGUUUUGUCAGAUGCUUUCUCUGCAUCUGUGGAGACGAUCAUGUUUUUAUCUUCCUGUUGAGGUGGUCUGUCACAUCAGCUGAUCUUCAGGUGUCCAGCCGUCCUUGCAUCCCUGGAAUAAAUCCUGUUUGAUCAUUGUGUAGAAUCUUUUUUAUAUAUUGCUGAAUUUGGUUUGAUUGUGUUGAGGAUUUUUGCUUCUGUGUGUAAAAAGGAUAAUAGUGUGUGGUUUCUUGUGACGUCUUUGGUUUUAGUGUGAGGGUAACGCUGGUCUCAGAGUGAGGUGGGACGGGUUCCCUCCUCUUCCCUUCUGUGGAAGUGUGUGAAGAAUUGGUGGUACUCUUCUUUAAAUGCAUGGUAGAGUUCCCCGGUGACGUCCUCUGGGCCUGGGCCGUCUCCGUGGGAGGUGAUCGAUCGCUGUACUUGUUAGAGGCUUGUGCACGUUUUCCAUUCUUCUUGCGUCCGUUUUGGUGGUUUGUGUCCUGGUUCUUUGUUCACUUCACGGGGUCGUCUGGUUUGUGGGCACGCGGUUGUUCAGAGUCUCCCUUGCCAUCCCUCUCCAGCGAUGUGUCCCUUUAUUCCCAAUGGCUGUGGUUCUAGGCGUGCGAACGUUUCCUCAUUGUGACAAGUGUCCUUGGCUGCAGAGGGGCAUUUUUAACACGGGGGCUGUGUGUAAGAAAUGUCAAGUGAUCAGACCGUGGAGUAUUCAUAAUAAUGAAAAAUAAGGCUGUCAUCCACCCUGACCUCCAGUUCCCCCGGGGUGGCUGGGGACUUUCUGUGUGUCUUCCGGAAAGCCUGGACGUGUGCAUGCCCGUCGUCCUCCCUCCCCCACCCCCCUUUUCC
Equus quagga is the source of this 4930-nucleotide messenger RNA. RefSeq names its product DNA topoisomerase I mitochondrial (gene TOP1MT). The transcript has 11 exons. NCBI's taxonomy places the organism in Eukaryota, Metazoa, Chordata, Mammalia, Perissodactyla, Equidae. The record is from RefSeq and is a predicted model, not a curated record. Gene Ontology annotation, molecular function: DNA topoisomerase type I (single strand cut, ATP-independent) activity; DNA binding. Gene Ontology annotation, biological process: DNA replication; DNA topological change. Gene Ontology annotation, cellular component: chromosome; mitochondrial nucleoid. Bases 1460 to 3037 code for a protein of 525 amino acids.